UGCCGCAGAUAUCCGUCCCUGGUACCUUGAUGGGUGGUCGGAAGAGUCAAAACGAGACCCUCACCCCGAGGCAGAUUUAGCUUCCCCUCCCUUGUUCCUAUGCACGACUUCCUCGCGAUCCCAACCACGAGCCGACGAGCCAUGACAGCAAGCCACUAAAAGAAACAGACAACGGGAGGCCGGCCUCUCCUCCUGGACCGCUGGUGACCAAGGCUGAUCAGUAUCUGAUGAGCAACGAGAUCCCACGCCAAGGCGACGGAACAAGAUGGCCGAGUUCACCUUCGAAAUCGAGGUCUACUCAGACACGAUCUGCCCGUGGUGCUACAUCGGCAAGAAGACGCUCGAAAAAGCCAUAGCCACUUACACGGCGCAACACCCCGCCGUGGACUUCAAGCUCACAUGGAAGCCGUUCAUGCUGUGGCCCACGGCCAAAACCUCCGCCUACCAGAAAGGCGCCAUCCUGCACGCCAUCUACGGCCCACGAGCGCCCGUCAUGUUCGAGCGCCUUGCACGACUCGGUGCGCUGCACGGCAUCGACUUCCGGUGGGAGGGCAAAUCCGGGAACUCGCGGGACUCGCACAAGCUGAUCCUGCUGGCCAUGGAGCAGGAUGAUGAUGAUACCCGUUCCUCCUCCUCUCCCUCGCCUCCAGGUCUUGAACCAACCAGUACCACCGCCACCGCCACCACCACCGCUACGACCACUACCACUAACAACAGCACGGCGACGACAAACCCACUAUUGACCUACAAGCAAACCAAGCAAGAGCGCACCAUAGCCCACCUCUUCGCCUCCGCCUUCGAGCAGGGGCAGGACCUCUCCUCGCGCGCCUUCCUCGCCCGCGCAGCCGUCACGCUCGGGCUUGUCGGUUCCGAGGAGGAAGCGCUCGCCUAUCUUGAACAACAGGCAGACGAAGAAGAUCCUGAAGCAGGGAGGAGACAACCUGGGUCGGGCACGGGCCCGGCCCGGCGGGGACUGGCGAAGAGAGUGGACGAGUCCUCGGCGCGGGCACGGCAAAUUGGCAUGACGGCCGUGCCCAGCUACGUCGUGCAGGGGCGGUGGCAAGUUGGCGGGAUGCAGGGAGAAGAUGUGUGGUUACGGAUCUUCGAGAAGGUUCGGGCGACGAAGUCGGGGAAGAAGAACGAGGAGGGAAGUAGCUUGGAUGGGCUUACGACACGGGAGGAGCAGCCUACGGUUACGAAUGGGGGAAUGCAGAAAGAGUCGACGGAAAUCCGGUAGGGGGGUAGCGUUUGAGGACUGGGGCGACAUGGAGCGAGUUUCAAUCUUCUUUGGCGUCUGUCUCUUCUUGAGUCCUGGACGGAAAAGGAUGAAGGAAACUUCUUCUCAGUUGA
Chaetomium strumarium is the source of this 1350-nucleotide messenger RNA. RefSeq names its product thioredoxin-like protein. Gene Ontology annotation, molecular function: oxidoreductase activity. NCBI's taxonomy places the organism in Eukaryota, Fungi, Ascomycota, Sordariomycetes, Sordariales, Chaetomiaceae. The record is from RefSeq and is a predicted model, not a curated record. The transcript has 3 exons. Bases 266 to 1237 code for a protein of 323 amino acids.